AUGAACUCUUGUGCUUUAUACCACUGUGCUCUGCACACCCUGAGUCUGGCAGUGCUUGUUGCUGGAAAUGUCCACCCAGAAUGUGAUUUUAUGACGGAGCUGAAAAAAAAUGAGGCUGAAUGUCUGGAGGACCCACAAGAGCAUGGAAAUGCAACAUCAGCAGGUUGCAAGAGGACUUGGGACAAAUUACUGUGCUGGCCAGAGGCAGAUGCUGGAGAGACUCUUGCCUUACCAUGCCCAAACAUCAUCCUUCACUUCAUGAAGGAGCCAGCUGGGAUAGUGAAAAGGAACUGCACAAGGAAAGGCUGGUCUGACCCGUUCCCUCCCUACCAUGUCGCCUGUCCAGUAGAAGAUGAGAUUCCCCUUGAAGAACAAUCCUACUUUUCUACUAUAAGGAUCAUCUACACUGUAGGAUACAGCGUGUCCAUCACCUCACUCAUCAUUGCUGUGACAGUUCUUAUUGCAUUCAGGAGGCUUCGCUGUCCCAGGAAUUAUAUCCAUGUGCAGCUCUUUUUCACAUUUAUCUUAAAAGCUAUUGCUAUUUUCAUUAAGGAUGCUGUCCUUUUCCAAGAGGAAGGCAUUGAUCACUGCAGCUUCUCUACAACUGAGUGCAAGAUCUCUGUGGUUUUCUGUCAUUACUUCAUGAUGACCAACUUCAUGUGGCUGCUGGUGGAGGCUCUUUACCUAAACUGUCUGCUGCUCUCAUCCCUUUCUCAUGGAAGAAGAUAUUUUUGGUGGCUUGUCCUCUUUGGCUGGGGUUUUCCUACACUUUUCACUCUUAUAUGGAUUUUGGCAAAAUUCUACUUUGAAGACACUGCAUGCUGGGAUAUUAAUGAAGGCUCUCCUUACUGGUGGCUAAUCAAAGGACCUAUUAUAAUUUCUGUGGGGGUCAAUUUUGUCCUCUUUGUCAACAUCAUCAGAAUUUUGCUGAAAAAAUUAGACCCCAGGCAAAUCAACUUCAAUAACUCCUCUCAGUACAGACGUCUCUCAAGGGCAACUCUGCUCCUGAUUCCAUUAUUUGGAACCCAUUAUAUUGUCUUCAACUUCCUCCCGGAAUACACCAGCCUGGGGGUCCGGCUUUACUUGGAGCUCUGCAUUGGAUCUUUCCAGGGCUUUAUUGUAGCAGUCCUCUACUGUUUCCUGAACCAAGAGGUGCAGACAGAAAUUGGCCGGAGGUGGCACGGUAAGAGGUGCGGGCUUGUGCCGGUGUGGAGGAGGACGAGAUGGACUGUGCCAUCCAGUUCUGGAGUAAAAAUGACCACAUCUGUGUGCUGA
This is a messenger RNA of Neopelma chrysocephalum (saffron-crested tyrant-manakin), 1275 nucleotides long. RefSeq names its product growth hormone releasing hormone receptor (gene GHRHR). Gene Ontology annotation, biological process: positive regulation of cell population proliferation; adenylate cyclase-activating G protein-coupled receptor signaling pathway; cell surface receptor signaling pathway. NCBI's taxonomy places the organism in Eukaryota, Metazoa, Chordata, Aves, Passeriformes, Pipridae. The record is from RefSeq and is a predicted model, not a curated record. The coding region runs from base 1 to 1275 and encodes 424 amino acids. The transcript has 13 exons. Gene Ontology annotation, molecular function: G protein-coupled peptide receptor activity; growth factor binding; growth hormone-releasing hormone receptor activity. Gene Ontology annotation, cellular component: plasma membrane.